Molecule: messenger RNA, 2542 nt
Organism: Phlebotomus papatasi
Lineage: Eukaryota; Metazoa; Arthropoda; Insecta; Diptera; Psychodidae
Gene: Atg18a
Product: WD repeat domain phosphoinositide-interacting protein 2
Exons: 6
Coding region: 509-1744 (411 amino acids)
Biological process (GO): protein lipidation; protein localization to phagophore assembly site; autophagy of mitochondrion
Cellular component (GO): extrinsic component of membrane; cytosol; phagophore assembly site membrane
Molecular function (GO): phosphatidylinositol-3,5-bisphosphate binding; protein binding; phosphatidylinositol-3-phosphate binding
Source: RefSeq, a predicted model, not a curated record
GUCAAUUCGUGCAGUUUUGACAGCGGAGUGGUGCGAAGAAAAAUUGUGGCAAGCCUUGUGUUGUGUGAAAAAACGCUUUAAUUGACAUUAUCUGUACAUUUUUGCACCCAACUCCGCCCCAAGUGCCCCCAAGAGUCUCCCUAGAUUCCAAACAUAGUACUAAAAGUGCGCAAUUGCUGGAAAAUAGGGUGAAAAUAGACACUUUUUCAAAAGUGAAUUUUGUCAUCUGCGUCGCAUCCAUAAACAAAAGUCAGCUGCUAGGUGUUUGUUUGUGGGCAGACAAAAUACAAUAAAUUUUCGUGGAUUGUGGCAAUAGUGAGACUCUGGUGCUGGACGCAAGAAAAGAAAGGUGUUUCUCGUGCAAUCGUAUGAUAUAUUCAGUGAAGUCACUUUUAUCAACCUACCACCACUUGCUCUCUCUGUCGCACACGCAUUCCCACGGAGAUUCCGUGAGACGGAGAAAGGUCGGGGCGACUCCAGGAACCAGGGCACAAUUCUCGGAAGAAUAAUGGAUCUACUGGGCAGGAAGGAGAAAGAGGAGGAGGCAUUUAUCGUCAACUUCAACCAAGAUUGCUCGUCACUCUUUGCCGGAUACAAAAAUGGCUACAGUCUCUUUUCCCUGUCUUCCAUUGAUACAAUGCUCGAGGAGAUCUACAGGAGCAACAGUGAGGAUAUUCGUUUGGUUGAACGGCUCUUCAGUAGCUCCCUGGUGGCCAUUGUAGCCCUCGAUCAUCCCCGGAAGCUCAAGGUCUGUCACUUCAAGAAAGGCACAGAAAUCUGCAAUUACUCAUACUCCAAUACGGUGCUGGCCAUCAAGUUGAACCGAGCACGCCUGGUGGUGUGUUUGGUGGGUAGUUUGUACAUCCACAAUAUUCGGGACAUGAAAGUAGUCCACACGAUCCGGGACACACCGCCAAAUCCCAAUGGACUGUGCGCCCUGGCGCCCAGUUCUGACAAUUGCUAUCUGGCGUAUCCGGGUAGUGCUACUGUGGGUGAAGUGCAGAUCUUCGAUGCGGUGAAUCUACGCGCCAAGAUCAUGAUUCCGGCGCACGAUUCGCCUCUAGCGGCUAUCGCUUUCAGCAUUUCCGGCCUGGAGGUGGCUACAGCCAGUGAAAAAGGGACUGUGAUUCGUGUUUUUUCGGUUAAUGAUGGAUCGAAACUGUAUGAGUUUCGACGGGGUGUCAAGAGGUGCGUGUCGAUAGCAUCGCUGUCAUUCAGCACGUGCUCCAACUAUCUGUGCUGCAGCUCAAACACAGAGACUGUGCACAUUUUUAAGCUGGAACGUCCAUCACCUGAUGCCAAGGACACUGUGCAAACGGACGAUUGGAUGGGGUACAUCAGUAAAGCCGUGACCAAUUUCACCAAUAUGGCACUGCCAUCGCAUGUAACGGAUGUCUUCACGCAGGGCAGGGCUUUCGCGUCGGCUAUUUUGCCGGUGGCUGGACUUAAGCACUCCUGUGUUAUCACGACCAUCCAGAAGCAACUCAGACUCCUGGUGGCGUCAUCGGAUGGGUAUGUGUACGUGUAUUCAAUCUCAAGUGUGGAAGGUGGUGAGUGUCAGUUGGUGAAGAAGCAUGAUUUGAGGAACAUCGAGAAUACCCCACCGCCCAAGCCUUUUGUCACCGAGGGCGUCCCAAUGGUCGUGCCACCGGCCACACUGCCGCCCGGACCCAGCUACGCCUCGGCACUCAAGGGUAAUUUGAAUGAUGUUGCUAAGACGGUACCCCCGGCAGAGCAACAAUAGAUGUUGGAGGCUGAAAAGUGGAAGGUGGUCAUGAGCGCAUCUUGUUGGCUCCCUGAUCACCCCUUUCUCGCUCUCUGGGUGGACGCUAUAUACAUAUAUAUCUAAUAGAGAUGAUAAUCUCAGUGUGUUGUCUAUCAACUCCAUUUAUCAUCAAACAUUUUUGUUUCAUUUUUUUUAAAUUUUUUUUUGUUUCUUGGAUAAUUUAUUAAUCUCUCUCUAUAUUUUUUCUUCUUUUCUUCCCUUUUUUCUCUCUUCAACAGAUAAACCAGAAUAGCUAUGAGACAAUUCUUUACCAUUUUAGAGACACACUCUGACGCAAUGAAAUCGCUACCACUUCUUCUUUUUGUAUAAUGUUAAAGAUUAAAAAAAAAAGAAAGAAAAAGAAAAGAAACACAUUUUCACGAGAAAUACAAAUGUGAAAAGUGUGUAAAAAAAAGAAGUUCAGAGAGAAGUAGUUAUUCGAAUUCAAAAAUAUUUUAGAGAUGCUGAAUGAAGAAUGAGAUAAAUGUUCGUGAAAAUAGUUUUUAAAAUGAAAACUGAGAUACAAAAUAUAUUUCUUUUCAAUUUAGUUUAUUUUUUCUGUAAAUAAAAUACCUCUCUUCUAAAUGCUACUGUCUCUGUCGUGUCGAAAACUUUCUGACGAAAGCUACAUUUUAGACAAAACAUUUCAAAAAAAAAAGAAACUAGAUAAGUUAAAUAUCAUUGUAACUGAUUUGAAGCUUUUUAUCGAGUCAGGAGACAAUUUUGAUGAGAACACAGAAAAUGUAGAUUUAUAAUAAAACAAAUCUAUGAAAAAAA